This is a messenger RNA of Thamnophis sirtalis, 953 nucleotides long. The record is from RefSeq and is a predicted model, not a curated record. NCBI's taxonomy places the organism in Eukaryota, Metazoa, Chordata, Lepidosauria, Squamata, Natricidae.
AGUUUUAAAAUGGAAGAACAAUAUGAGAGAUGUUCAGACGAUCGCCUUCAAAUCACUGGCUUCAGUGAUGUUUUGGACAUCAUUAAUGAUCUUAUAGUGGAGAAUGGGGUUUCUCCUUUAGAGCUGGGCCUUUCAGAAAUCCAAGCUAAAAAAAUAGCCAGUCUUUCAAAUAAACCACAUAAACAGACUUAUAAAGCUGAGAAGGAUAAAAAAGAGUUACAUGCUUGGAUGAAAAGAAAACGAAAAGAGAGGCUUGCUGAAUAUAUGCAAACUCUGUCUGAAAAACGGGCAAAAGAGCACAAUCCAUUCCAUUUGAGAAAGAUGCCCCUUGGACUGUCAACACGAGAGAUUAAAUUACAACAGAAAAAGAAAAAGGAGAAAGAUAAGUAUGUUAUUUUUCGGGAACUUUCUAGACUUUUAAUCCACUGUAUGUGGCAAUUGAGCUAUUAAGUGUAAAUUGUCUACAUCUCACCCUAUAUCUUUCACUGGUCUAUCAAAUUUUAUGAAUGAAAUAAUUCUAGGAUAAGGCAUUUGAAUUAUGUGCCCCAGGGAUAAGAUGAAAGAAAAUUUUGGGAACAUUUUGAGUAGAACUAUUAAAACCCAGUUGAAAGAGAAACUUUGUGUUGGGAACACUAUAAAACAAUUAUGUUGUAUUCAUUCUGUGGGUAAAUUUACUCUUCUAUAGACUUGAAUCUUUUGGGAAUUCCAAAUUCCAUAUUGUUUGGCAUGUUUCUACAUUUUAAGAGAAUGUACAUCACUGAUGCAAACCUGAUGAAGAUGGACCCAAACUUUUCUACAGAUUUUCCCCAGCAACUUUCGUUGUUACUAAAGUAUUUGACAUUUUUGGUCCUCUUGUCUCUGAACUUCUUCAUUAUAUGAAAGUAGAACAGACAAAAUCAAAAGAAUGUCUCUUUCCUACAGAUUACAGGUAGUCCUUGACUUAUGACCAUUGU